GGGGGAAGCCAGGGUAUGGUCUUGGUGGGAAUCGCUGGAUGUGAGACCAGCAUUACCUAUAAAAUGCCAAGAAACCAUCUGCUGUGUUAGUGGUGGAACACCGAAUUUGAGCAGAGCCCUGGCCAGUCCGAGUCACCAACGUCCCCGCCGUCCCUCCUGGGAACUGCUGCACCGCGCAAUCGCGUGGCCACCACCACGAGGUGCAGCUGAGCUGAAGGUGCAGGGCGCAAGGCGAGUCUUCUGCGCCUCAAAACAGAACCAACUCAUCAGGGAGGAAACCCGAGAAAAAACCCGAGCACGCCCACAGGCUCCAAGGUGGCAGCCCCACCAGUGGGCUAGGGUAUAGUGGGCUAAUCACUCGCUUACCUAAAACCAAAAGAUUAAAGAAACUGAAACAGUGCAAAACCGGACCGAUCAAACUACGACGACCUUUGGCAUGAAAAUACGGACACGAAUUGCUUGUUGGAACGUGCGAACACUGAGCGAAGAUAGCCGACUAGCCCAAGCAGAAACAGAAAUGUUGCGAUACAAACUGCAGAUACUCGGUCUCAGCGAAGUGCGCAGAAACGGAUUCGGUGAACUGAGAACGUCCAGGGGCCUUACAUUUCUUUACUCCGGGAAGGAAGAUGAAGAGGACGUACGUGAAAACGGCGUGGGAUUCCUCCUUUCUGACGCUGCAAAGAAGAGCCUACUGGACUGGAAACCCAUCUCAGAGAGAAUCAUCACAGCCCGGUUUAACAGCAAAGCCCGCAAGAUAACCGUCGUUCAGUGCUAUGCGCCUACAAACCCGGCAUCAGAGGAAGACAAAGACGAUUUCUAUAGUGCACUCAACCUGACCUAAAACAUCCGCAAACAGGACAUAGUAAUCGUCAUGGGAGACCUGAAUGCCAAGGUUGGCACAGACAACGACGGCUGUCAAAGACACAUGGGUACACACGGGAUGGGAGUACGGAACGGGAACGGGGAGAGAUUCCUGGAGUUCUGCCAGGACAACGACCUGACCAUCGGAGGCACGCUUUUUAUACAUGGAGACCACCAUAAGUAUACAUGGAACUCACCCGAUGGAAUCACUAAGAACCAAAUCGACCACCUUGCCAUCAGCUCCAAAUGGCGCUCAUCACUGCUCGACGUCCGCAACCGUCGUGGCGCGGAUAUCGACAGCGACCACCAUCUAGUCGUAGCCGAGGUGCGGCUCAAAGUAGUGGUAGCUCGUGCUGCCAGCUCGACGUCCAGGGUAGGAAAAAGAUUUGAGGUCAACAAGCUGCGGGACCCAGACAUAACCGAAGCCUUUCGGUUAGAGCUGCGAAAUCGCUUCUCCGUUCUCGAACCAGACUCCACUACUUCUGUCAACGCGGAGUGGAACCACAUCAAAAUGGCCUAUACAGAGACCAGCUCCGUCGUUCUUGGACACAAAACAUACGCUCGUGAGGACUGGAUGUCACAACGAACCUGGAACCUCAUUGAAGAAAGGCGCCAGCUCCACCUUCAACUUCUGACAACCAGCGACGUAGCAGUGCGCCAAGACCUGAAGCUGCAAUACUCCCUGAUAUGCAGGAAAAUCUACCGCAGUACUCGUCAUGACCGACGAGUAUGGGCUGACUCUAUUGCGGAUUGUGCACAACGCGCUGCUAACUCCGGCAAUCUCAGGGAGAUGUACAAGGCGACGAAGACCUUGGCCGGGAAUCGGAACCAGAGGAAGAAGAAGCCCUUAAAAGAUAAAGGAGGCCAGCUGAUUGUGACAUCGGAGGGACAGCUUCAACGCUGGCGGGAGCACUUCGAGGAAAUCUUCCGAGUCCCAAGUGACCCCGUAACCACGGCCGUACCUGCUGCCAGCUUGCCCACAUCAAACCUGGAUAUCGAUGUGUCUCCUCCUACAGGGGAGGAGGUAAUGAAGGCUAUCCGUAGGCUAAAAAAUGGGAAAGCCCCAGGAGUCGACCUCAUCACAGCGGAAAUGCUCAAAGCCGACAUUACCACCGCAGCAAACGCACUGACUCCUUUGCAGAACAUCUGGUCAGCCGAGGAGUUACCUGAUGACUGGAACAAAGGCCUUCUCAUCACCGUACCCAAGAAAGGAGACCUCAGUGAAUGUGGCAAUUGGAGAGGCAUCACUUUGCUCUCGACUCCUUCCAAGGUGCUCUGCCAGAUCAUCCUGGACAGGCUGUGGGCCGUCGAGCCUCUUCUGCGUAAAGAGCAGGCUGGCUUCCGUCCCAACCGAUCGUGCACGGACCAGAUCAACACCUUGCGCAUAAUCCUCGAACAGGCAUCAGAAUGGCAGAGGGACAUGUACUUGACCUUUGUGGACUUCGAAACCUUCGACACGCUGCGAUGGAAUUGCAUCUGGGACCGGCUUCGUGAAAUUGGAGUCCCCGAGAAGAUCACGACCAUAAUUAAGGCCAUCUACGGGAAAUAUUCUUGUAGGGUAACUCACGACGGCCUCGUCUCGGAGGACAUACCGGUUCAAGCGGGUGUACCAGGGUGUCUCCUUUCGCCUCUCCUCUUCCUUGUUGUCCUUGAUGGCAUCAUGCACCAUACCACCAAGAACAAGCGCCGCGGCAUAGAGUGGGGACUAUCCAACGUCUUAGAAGAUUUGGACUAUGCCGACGACCUAUGUCUAUUGAGCCACACGCGAACCGACAUGCAAGCCAAACUGGACGACCUGCAACGAGAGGCCAUGGAGACGGGAUUAAAAAUUAACACCCGGAAGACCCAGGAAAUGAGGUGCGGAGUGACGUGCUCAUUACCGUUGCUUAUCGGCACAGAGGGAGUGGAGAGGGUCCACAAGUUCACCUACCUCGGGAGUGUUGUGUCGGAAACAGGAGGGACCGAGGAGGACAUCACGUCGAGGAUCGCCAAAGGGAGAGCAACCUUCGCACAGCUCCGUCCUGUGUGGCAAUCACGGAAGUUGACCAGGAGAGUUAAGCUCAAAAUAUUCCGGUCCAAUGUCAAAACCGUAUUGCUGUACGGAUGCGAAACAUGGAAGGCCACAAAAGACAUCUCGCGUAAGCUCCAGGUCUUCGUCAAUCGCUGCCUUCGUCGUAUUCUCGGUAUAUACUGGCCCGAGAAAAUCUCCAACAUAGAACUGUGGGAACGCUGCGGGGAGACACCGAUCGACCAGCAGAUCAAACGCCGCAAGUGGAACUGGAUCGGCCACACGCUCCGAAGGGACCCCGAUCACAUCCCGAGGCAAGCCCUAGACUGGAAUCCCCAAGGGAAGCGGAAACGUGGCCGCCCUAAACAAUCCUGGCGGCGGACGAUCAUUGCAGAGGCGGCGGCUAUAGGCAGAACGUGGAGCGAAAUAAAGCGCGAAGCUCAAGACCGAACGCGAUGGCGGAGCACUGUGGAUGCCCUCUGCCCCAUCUAGGGGACAUAGGACUCUAAGUCAA
Molecule: messenger RNA, 3383 nt
Organism: Helicoverpa armigera (cotton bollworm)
Lineage: Eukaryota; Metazoa; Arthropoda; Insecta; Lepidoptera; Noctuidae
Product: LINE-1 retrotransposable element ORF2 protein
Molecular function (GO): catalytic activity
Source: RefSeq, a predicted model, not a curated record